Molecule: messenger RNA, 2599 nt
Organism: Ipomoea triloba (trilobed morning glory)
Lineage: Eukaryota; Viridiplantae; Streptophyta; Magnoliopsida; Solanales; Convolvulaceae
Product: zinc finger CCCH domain-containing protein 66-like
Exons: 2
Coding region: 178-2235 (685 amino acids)
Molecular function (GO): metal ion binding; protein binding
Source: RefSeq, a predicted model, not a curated record
UCUCAUUGAUGUGUAGUUAAAGAGAGAGGGAGGGAGAGGAAUUGCGUGAACCCAUUGUAUGCAAUUUGGAGUUUAGCUCCCCUUUUUCCUGUGCGGGAAAUCUGGGUUUCAUAUUCUUCCCUUUUCUCUCUGCUCUGCCCAAUUUCAGAUUUUUUGUAGAGAGAUUGAUAGGAUAGGAUGUGUAGUGGCUCUAGGAGGAAAGUUGUUCCUGAUGAUCUAGCUAUGGAAGGUGGAAUUCAAGGGCAGGAGAUUUUGCUGGAGUUAUCAGCGAAUGAUGAUCUUAGAGGGUUUAGAACAGCUGUUGAAGAAGAGGGUCUUGAUGUCAACAUGUCAGGGUUGUGGUAUGGGAGAAGAAUUGGUUCUAAGAAGAUGGGCUAUGAGGAGAGGACACCCCUUAUGGUUGCUUCUACUUUUGGUAGCAAACAGGUGCUGAAUUAUAUUCUGGAGAAGGGUUGUGCUGAGAUUAACCGAGCUUGUGGCUCUGAUGGGGCUACUGCUCUCCACUGUGCUGUUGCUGGUGGCUCUACUGCAUCGCUCGAUGUUAUCAAGCUCUUACUUGGUUAUUCGGCUGAUGAGAAUUUGGUGGACGCCAAUGGAAACCGGGCUGCUGAUUUGAUCCCCUUCUGCAGAUUCAGCUCGCGGAAGAAGAUGCUGGAGCAUGUUCUCAAGGGCGGUGGUGAUGCUGAUGAAGGAUACGAGUUGAUUGAUGAGGGGGCGUUUGAAAAGGUUGAAGAGCAACGGGUAAUCUAUCCAAAUGUCUUGAAAGAUGGGAGUGAGAGGAAAGAAUACCCUGUUGAUCCCUCCCUUCCAGACAUAAAGAAUGGUAUUUAUGGGACUGAUGACUUCAGAAUGUACACAUUUAAGGUGAAGCCAUGUUCCCGGGCUUACUCUCAUGACUGGACCGAGUGCCCCUUUGUUCACCCUGGCGAAAAUGCUAGAAGGCGUGACCCAAGGAAGUACCACUAUAGUUGUGUGCCUUGCCCAGACUUUCGAAAGGGCACUUGCCAGCGGGGAGAUGCUUGUGAAUACUCACAUGGUAUAUUUGAGUGCUGGCUUCAUCCUGCCCAGUAUCGCACACGUAUGUGUAAGGAUGAAUCGCGUUGCAAUAGAAGGGUCUGUUUCUUUGCCCAUAAACCUGAGGAGCUUCGGCCUUUCUAUGCUUCUACAGGUUCAGCUCUGCCUUCCCCUAGAUCAUACUCUCUCGGGGCUUCAUCUUUGGAUAUUGCAUCAAUUAGCCCACUAGCCCUCGGUUCUCCAUCAAUAAUGGUACCUCCAACAUCAACCUCUCCCGUGACUCCCUCUGGGGCUUCUUCUCCCAGGAGUGGAUCACCGAGGCCAAAUCAGCCUAACAUGACAACUCCGACUUUGCAGCUUCAUGGUAGUAGAUUGAAAACUGCACUUAAUGCCAGGGACAUGGAUUUAGAUUUUGGACUACUUGGACUAGAUCAUCUCAGGCAAGAGCAAAUGGUGGAUGACAUGUCUGCUCUCUCUUCACCUUCCAGCUGGAACAAAAUUUCAGCCACCACAGCCGCUUUUGGUGCUUCAUCUAGUGGAGAAUUCAGUAGGCAUGCUGGACUAAUGCCCACCAAUCUCGACGAUAUUUUUGGGGCAUUUGAUCCCAAUGUGUUGUCUCAGCUGCAAGGGCUUUCUCUGGAUACUGGAAAAUCACAACUUCAAUCUCCUAAGGGAAUGCAGAUUCGGCAGAAUAUGAGUCAGAAUUUCCUCUCAAGCUUCCCUGCCAGUCCCUCAACAUCAUCGUUUAGGAUGGAUCCAUCUGAUUCAGCAUCAGCAGUGUUGAAGAAUUCAAGAUCUUCUGCAUUUGCAAAACGAAGCCAGAGUUUUGUUGAUCGCAGUGCAGUGAAACACGGUGUGGCAUCUUCGCCAACCUCUUCCGCAAUUGCAAUGCCAUCAACCUUUUCCGGUUGGGGCUCUCCCGAUGGAAAAUUAGACUGGGGUAUCAAAAAGGAGGAACUCAGUAAGCUUAGGAAAUCUGCUUCGUUUGGCAUCAGGAGCAGUGGCAACAGUGUUGCAAUGGAUGGCACCUCGUUUUCAACCACUGUUGACGAGCCUAAUGCUUUGUGGGUUCAAUCUUUAGUAAACGUCGCCCCUCCCAUAAAUCAUGGCCAAUUCAGUAUGGAAGAUCAGCAGUAUUGUCUGAACAACAGAGGAGGUUCAGAGAUGCAUCCAGCAUGGGCAGACCAGUUAUAUAUGGACCAGGAGCAGGUUGUGGCAUAAACAUGACAUUAACUCCGCAGUCUGAAUCUUUCGGGUAAUCUUUAACAAGUUCUUUGUCAUUUUUUUAAUUUUUGCUCAAAUUCCCGGAUGGAUACAGGAAAAUAGAACAUAGAGAAUACAAGAAGUUGGGCAGGUAAAAAAAGAAAAAAAAAAUCUUCCCCUUUCAAUUAUGUUGAAAUACCUUAUCAUCCCUCCUAGUAUACAAAUUUGUAUUCUAUUAUAUAUGUACCAGAUAAUAAAAGUGAUCAUUGAAUGCCAUUCUUUUCCCUCGUGACAAACUCCAUCUGAUGUUAUUUGUAAGUGCAAGAAAGAAGUGAUCAUUCAUAUUAUGUCUGUAUACUAGACUGAUAAUACAACACGAAAA